AUGCGUUCGGACAAGCUCGAUAACUCAAAAAGUAAAAGAGGACAUCGAAGGGACGAGACGGCGAUGGGCAGCGUCAUGGCGCCGCUGGUGCAGGCGGCCUUCCAUCGGUACCACUGGUCCAUGUGCAGCGGACAGGAGCUGAAGAGAUACAUCCACACCUAUGAUUGUUUGCUGGAUGACCCUUUCAAACACGACUGGCCUCAGCUUCCUGAACUCCCCGGCAUCAACUACUCCAUGGAUGAGCAAUGCCGAUUCGACUUCGGAGUGGGAUACAAGAUCUGCACCUCGUUUCGGACGUUUGACCCGUGCAAACAGCUUUGGUGCAGUCACCCUGACAACCCUUACUUCUGCAAAACCAAAAAGGGCCCGCCUCUGGACGGGACCGAGUGCGCCCCAGGAAAAUGGUGCUACAAAGGUCACUGCAUGUGGAAGAACCCAAACCAGCUGAAGCAGGACGGCGCCUGGAGCUCCUGGAGUAAAUACGGCUCCUGCUCUCGAUCCUGUGGAACCGGCGUUCGAUUCCGGACCCGCCAGUGCAACAACCCGGCAGCCUCGAACGGCGGCCAGGACUGUCCUGGAGUCAACUACGAGUACCAGCUGUGCAACACAAACGAAUGCCCCAAGCACUUUGAAGAUUUCCGAGCCCAGCAGUGCCAGAAUCGCAACUCCAACUUUGAGUUUCAGAAUGCCAAACACCACUGGCUGCCGUAUGAGCAUCCUGACGCUAACAAACGGUGCCACCUGUACUGCCAGUCAAAGGAGACUGGAGACGUGGCGUACCUGAAGCAGCUGGUGCAUGAUGGGACGCGGUGCUCAUACAAGGACGCCUACAGCAUCUGCGUGCGUGGAGAAUGUGUGAAGGUCGGCUGUGACAGAGAGAUCGGCUCCAACAAGGUGGAGGAUAAAUGUGGUGUUUGUGGUGGAGACAACUCCCACUGCCGGACCGUGAAGGGAACCUUCACCCGGACUCCAAAGAAACCAGGUUACCUUAAGAUGUUUCAUGUUCCUCCUGGAGCUAGACACGUGCUGAUCCAGGAACACGAGGCCGGCCCGCAGGUCCUGGCAAUCAAGAACCAGGCAACAGGACACUACAUCCUCAACGGGAAGGGAGACGAGCUGAAGUCCAGGAGCUUCAUUGACCUGGGAGUGGAGUGGCACUACAUCCUGGAGGGAGACGUGGAGACGCUGCACACCGACGGACCUCUGCACGACCCCGUGGUGGUUCUGAUUAUACCGAAGGACAACGAGACACGAUCCACGUUGAUGUACAAGUACAUCAUCCACGAGGACUCGGUGCCGGUCAACAACAACAACGUGAUCCAGGAGGAAGCGUACGAGUGGGCUCUGAAGAGCUGGUCGCCGUGCUCGAAGCCCUGCUCUGGAGGGUUUCAGUACACCAAGUACGGCUGCAGGAAGAAGGGAGACACAAAGAUGGUCCACCGCGGAUACUGUGAGGCUAACAAGAAGCCGAAGCCGAUCCGCCGAAUGUGUAACCUUCAGGACUGCACUCAGCCUCAAUGGAUCUCUGAAGACUGGGAGCAUUGUACCAAAACCUGCGGCUCUCUGGGUUUCCAGAUCCGGACGGUUCGCUGCAUACAUUUCCUCCAUGACGACACCAGCCGCUCCAUCCACAGCAAAUACUGCAGCGGGGAGAAGCCGGAGAGCCGGAGACCCUGUAACAGAACCCCGUGUCCGGCCCAGUGGAGGACGGGCGCCUGGUCUCAGUGCUCCGUGACGUGUGGAGAGGGGCUGGAGCGCCGGCUGGUGACCUGCAAGACCGGAGAUCAGUGCUACGGGGACAAACCUGAGGCGGUGAGGCCGUGCAGACCGGGACCCUGCCAUGAUGAGCAGUGCAGCGGAGACAAAUCCAUCUUCUGCCAAAUGGAGGUGUUAGUAAGAUACUGCUCUAUUCCAGGCUACAACAAGCUGUGCUGCGAGUCGUGCAGCAAGCGCACUGGAAGUUUGUCUUUGUUCUCGGAGGCGCCGGAGAUGGAGGAACACAUCCGCUUCGGAUCGGCCUCCCAGCUGCUGGAGACAUUAAUGGCCAACGCCACCGGCGGCGGCAAGCAGAGCUCAGGAAAAAGCAGCGCUGCAAAACGCAUCACAACCCCAGCGCCGCUAAAGAAAGCCCAGCCAAAGAUCUCCAAAGCACCGAGGAGAGUCCCACGAGAUUUAAACCUCACCCCAUCGCUCCUCAAGGAGCCAGAAGGUCAAAGGUCAGGUGGUUUGAUGGGGAGCCGGUGGCCUACGUCAUACUCUAAGGUUGAGAGAUGAAAGUGAAGCGUGUUCCCUUUAGGACUCCUCAUGGACAGUAGAUUUUCCAGCCUCACCAAAUACACCACAGAGAGUCGGAAGGUGAAAGGAAAAGUGCUGGUUCACUUUGUUUUUAUCGAUAUCAUCGCCCCUCAAAUGGACUUUAAAUACAACGCUGACAUUCCCAGACAGCUCCCUUAAUCUUUGAGCUGAAAGAGUUCAAAUAAAGGCGACACGAUCCAAAGGGAAUUUCAUUCAAGUCAAAUUACAAAACAAAACCUUGAAAGAGGUCUCUGUCGGUUUGUUAGUCUGAGUCCAACAUGUAGUUUUCCAAAGAAAUUGCUGCUUUAUUCAAAAACAGUAUUGAAUUCUGGAUUUUGGUAAUCUUAAACAAUCAAAACUUCAGUUCCCAAAUUUAUGUUCUGAUUAGUUUAUUUUUCAGUUUCUGUCAAAAAUAACAUGAGGGCCCUUUAGCAGGAGAAGCCAAGUUCACACUGUGAAAUGUUCAUCCUUAGUAAAAUCUGUGGUCUGCUGCCUCCAACAGACAUUUUAAGACUCCAAAAACUAAAAACGACUUAUCACAAAUAUUAAGAAGUAUCGGAAGAUUUAGGAAUUAAAUCUCAUCUCCUGUUUUUAGUCUGAAUUGCUUUAAUUCAAAGAUUUGUUUUCUGUUUUUUUGCUGUCAUAUGAGUUUAAAAACAAUCAUACGGCUUGUGUUUUUUAAAAAUCUCUUCAAUAGAAAUAUAUAUAUUUUUAGUUUUAAAAUUGAGCAGUUUGUGCUUAAAGGUUUACAUUAGGUGCUUAAUAGACAAAGAAGAAAAUAGCCGCAGCAGACAGAGCUAAUUAAAUCUGUGAAAGGGAAAAUUUCAAGCUGCAUUUGUGAGGCGAGAAAAAAGAAAAUGUUUUGAACUGUUAACUUUUCUAUUAGACAUGGUGGCACUGCUCUUCUUAUUUACUUGCUAAGGUUUAUUUUCUGGAAUGCCUUAAUUCAAAAAGAUGUGAAGUUUUAACAAAAUCAUUUAAACUUUAACUGCAGUUUUUCUUGCCAAAAGAAACUGAAAUAUUUAGAAACUUGACUUGGUCAAUAAUCAGGAAUUUAAAUAAUAAAAAAUAAUCAAAACUGACAUGAAAUGUUAAAUGUUAGCCAGCUUUGUUUUGUUUUUGUUUGUUUGUUUUUAGAUGUGCUACCUUUUAAUUUCUAUGACAGUAUUUCUACAGUUUUCUGUAAAUAUCAGUAUUAUCUUGAGAAAUCAAGAAAACUUUGAAAUAUUCCCUUUUGCUAGCUUAGCGUGGCUAGCAUGUUCAAUAUUGCUGCUGUCAAUAUCAGAAGGAAUGAAAAUUAAGUCAAAAUAUUCAUAUAUUCUGAAUAUUUUCUUGUUACAAAUAUAUUUUUUGCAUGUUUUUGUUUUUUAUUAACAGUGACACCCUCGAUUCUAGAGCUAGAGACGGUUAGCUUAGCUUAGCUUACUGUAAAGGCUCUAGCAGUGUCCAAAAAUUAAAUCUAUGAAUCAGCUGCAUUCUCCAUGUUAGUGCAAACAUCAGAUAAAUUUGACUUUGGUUCCACUGUCAAAAGCUAAUAUACAAUAUAUCACUUUUAUUUAAUUUUUUUAAAAAGCUUCACGGUACAAACAUUAGCUUCCUAGAAACAGGGUCUGCAGAAAACAUGAAAUUUCUGCACAGAAGAGUUAAAUUAUUUCAUGAAUUCUGAACAUUUUUGCUCAGUGAGACUGGAAACGUUAAAGAAGUGAAUCAUACUCACUCUGCUUGUGCUUGUUUGGACAUUUUAAAAUGCUCCUCAAACAAACAUCGUUUUCCUAAAUUCUCAUGAAUAUUUUUUAGCUGCAUGUUGACAUGAUCACAUGACUCUUGCUGCAGAUUUAUUGGCUGCGUUGACGUGAAAUCCCUGUUCCACCACAUCCCAAACCUUGGAACCAGAGGCUGUUAAAUAAUAGUUUUAUGCUGCAUAAAAUUUUGUUUUUUGGUGCAAAAGCAACUAUAGGUGCCAUGGAGUCCAACAUAAUAGACAAUAUCGUUUCACACCAUUAAACCAGCAGCAUCUGAAUGCCUGAGCUCAAAUCAUGACUUACUUCUAGAAAAUAGAUUUUUAGUUUGUAUUUGUCCCGCUUUGGUGAGCUUGUGUGAUUUUAAACCUGUUUCUCUUUUUAAGCUGAUAAGAGUCAGAUUAUAUUUGUGGCUAGAAGUGACUAUUUGAGCUGUCGUUCCCUUCUUAUCAUCUUAUCUUCUACUCGUUCUUUUCUGGCAUCAACCAGGCCUUUUUGUCCGCACAACUGCUUCUUAUGGGCUAUUUUCUCUCUUUCUGGCCAUUAUCUGUCAAUCUAAAAGAUGCUGUGCAUGAAAAUCCUCACUGCAGUUUCUGAAAUACUCAGACGAUCCAAUCAGACACCAGCAACUAUGCCAAGUUCAAAAUACUUUAAAUCCCCAUUUUGUUCCCCAUCUGGUGCUUAGUUUAAAUUUCUAUCUAGACAUAUAAAUAAAUUGAAUUUCUGACUUUUCGGUGACUGAUUUGAAAUUGAAGUUACUGAACUGGUGCAGCCAGUCAACUGGCCAGUGGUUGUAUGUCUCAUCUGAUUCCAACAAAACUCUUGUUCAGAUGGCAAGUCUUAAAGACUAUUUGAAAUGAAAUUUUAAUUCACUUAUUAGAAUCUAUAUUUUUCCUAAAUUAACAAACUAGCUUCACCUGUUUUUAAAAUGACAAAAAAUGUGUUUUGUUCUGUGAAAUGACCAAGCACCUCUCUUUUUUUGUUUCUUUUUUUUUUACAGUUUUAACAAGUCUCUCUUUUUGACAGGAAGUGCUAAAACCUGGCAGAGACUUAAAUUUCAGAUGUGUUACUUUCUGACUACAACCAGCUAUUAUUUCUAAAACAUUAUGUAACAGCUCAUAGGAGAGACACUACAUGAGCUGCCUUGUAUGCAGGCAUAUUAAAGAAGUUCAUGUGAUGUAGGUCUGAAAGUGAUAAAAUGAAGAAUUUUUUUUUUUUUUUGGGACAUCAGGUCCCGUUGCAUCUGUAAGGUUUUGGGAUCAAAGAUGUUUAAUUAUGUUCUCAGCCUCGUUUUCUUCUUGCUUUUGUUUUUUUUUUUUUACUGCCCCGAAUUGGUCAGAUAAUUAUUCACUAGAUUAAUCAGAAAGUAGGUCAUGCCAUCAGUUUCACUGUGUUUCCAGCCUCCAGCAUGCUGAGGUGAGUGAAUCUUCACCACUGGAAACAGCUUUGGGGACCAAUUUUUAUGCAUCUUAUACUAUUUAUGUUAGAGUUAAGUGCAUUGUAAUGUAGUACUGGCAUUAUUUUUCUGUUUCACCUCAUCUACAUAUUCCAGUAAAUGAAUGUCAGAUACGCUAUACUUUUACCUUUUCUAUACUUUUAAAGAAUAUAAAAUUAAGUUAUUGUUGGAGUUUUCAAAUAUUUUUCUUUUAAACAUGCUAAGGUGCUGAUUUUUUAAAUCAAGGAUUUUCUAAUUUGCUAAUACUUUGUGAUAAAAUUGAUUAAGGGCAUUGGACUGGUGCUUCAGGAACCAAAGGGCUUUACAGAGGAGAUGUGCUUUUAUUUUUUUUAAUCCUAUAUAAAUGUUUAAUUUAUGUAGGAAAUAAUUUCACUUUUAUUUUCCUCUCAACUUUUUUCUGUUCAAGUAUUAAAGGCGAGCUGUUAUUGGAUCCGGGAUAUUUCAGCUGUUGAAUAAAAGUACAAACAUGUGAACCAGAACAAAACAAAACUGUUCAACCUCUAUUAGAAAGAAUUUACUUUAUACCAACUUAGCCUGAAUAAAUAUAUUAACUAAUUUAAUGGAUUUACAACAAAGACUUACACAUUCCAGUUGAGUUAUUGUUUUAGAGCUUGAAGAAAAAAGUCUAUAAAUCAAUACAGUUCAAAAAGUCUGUGUUCAAGUCUAGGCUGAUAAAGUUGUGAGUUGAAGGUUAAAUUUUUUUACAGGAUAAAAGCCAAACUUUCUGCUGGACUUUCAACAGAAUCCUACUGUGUAUGAAACCUUUUUUCUCCUAGAUUCUUUAAUAAUCUCUUUUUUAUGGCGAACUGAUGUUCUGCAGAGAGAAAGCUAAUUUAUUUCUGAAAAGGAUUUCCUAACUACCACCAUGCAUCUGACUGCAAUAGCCAAAGACACGGUUUUGUGUUUUCAGCAAAUAGUUUUCAGCUUUUCACACUCACUCCUGUGUGCCAAUGUACAGUAAGACAUGUAUAUAGCAUUGAGAGCAUAAGUAUUUAUUGAAAGUCAAAUGGUUCUGCUUUUUAACAGUCGUGCAGUAAACUGCAGCAGGUACAUCAUGGAACCCGAAUCAUUCAAAUAAAUAAAUGUGAUAGAGUAGAAAUGACUUUUGUUGGUGCAUUUAGUUGUAAAUAUACAUGCUCAGUUUUGAGUCACUUGUUAGAAGGCUGUUUUUUUUUUUUCUCGACUGUUUUGUAGAUGUUAAGAAUCAUGUCUGUUCAUUACAGCAGCAUGUACUGACUGAUCAGAGUUAAUAAAAAAACAAGGGUUUUACGCUCUUUGACUUUUUUUGUUUGUUUGUUUUACGUUUUCCUCCCCAGUUCCUUUUGAAUUUCUGCCUUUAAAAGUUGCUGCUAAUGUUGUAGAGAGCUUGAUAAUAGUGUAGUUGUUGGUGAUAAAUGACAAUCCCUGAGCCGCAGACAGAUGUUCUAGCAUAGGAUUCUCCAUGUACUGUAUCAACGCUGUUGUUUUAGCCGUGCUUUCAAACACCGUUAGCUUCUGCUCUGUUUUUCUUUGUAUUGUUUGUGUAGAUGGAAUUGCACACUACUGAUGCUGUUUGUUGUAUUGGGGAGCACAUAGCAAUAAAGGAUUUGAUGAAUUAA
Gambusia affinis (western mosquitofish) is the source of this 7088-nucleotide messenger RNA. RefSeq names its product A disintegrin and metalloproteinase with thrombospondin motifs 3-like. Gene Ontology annotation, cellular component: extracellular matrix. The record is from RefSeq and is a predicted model, not a curated record. Gene Ontology annotation, biological process: extracellular matrix organization. The coding region runs from base 1 to 2274 and encodes 757 amino acids. Lineage: Eukaryota; Metazoa; Chordata; Actinopteri; Cyprinodontiformes; Poeciliidae. The transcript is spliced from 15 exons. Gene Ontology annotation, molecular function: metalloendopeptidase activity.